CGCUUCUAACCGAUCGCAGCGCUUCGCAACAUCAGCGGUUGUUUCAGAAAGCAGCCGGCCAUCCGUGACAGUUGUGUUGUAGCAAAAAGAAGGCGAGUGAUUGUGGAACAUAAAUUUGGCAGACUGGAGAAUUACAAAAAGGUACCAUAAGGCAAGACGAAAAGCAGCAGCAAAGUAGAGAACGAUACCAAAAUCUAGCCUAACUGUACAAGUGCCAAUCAUCAUCAUUCAUUAAAUCAAUCGUGUGUGCCAACAUACCGAAGCUCCUACAAUGGCUCGGAUUCGAAUACGCUAAAGUUGGAUUUCCACCGCCGUUUGCACUCGUUUUCAUAUCACCGGUUUGAAUCCGCGGAAAUAAAACAAAAAACAAGAGAAUGAGUAUCGAGUCAUCCGGUAGUAUCCGGCUUUGUGCAAUUCAUCUCGGGAGAUAAUAGGGCCAUUUAUUUGGACCGGAGGAAGGAUUUUAGGAGCCGAAAAAUUAGGAGAAGUGCUGCGCAACUGUGCGAUGGGAAGUUGUUUGACCUGCUUUAAGGCGCCCCCGAAUCAGACUGUAACCAUUCCUGCCACAGCGGGUAUCAGCGGGCCUGGACCAGAGACAGUUAUAAUCGAUUCUGAUGCGGGAAUUCACGAAACCGAUGACUUGCUAUCGGCUAGUCCAAUUAGAGCGACCCCAGUUGGAACCGAGAGGAAAAGUGGUAGUUUCAAGAAAACCAUUGGGCUUCUCAAUGGAAAUUUGAACGCCCUCCAGGAUGGGAGCAGUGUGGCAGGAAAAGAUCUGGCGACGCAAAUCUCGGAUAACGAUCUGAACAAGCUGUUCGAGGAGUACAAGGAUGGCCAGGAGGACGCGAUCCUGUCGGAAGGCAUCGAAAGGCUGUGCUGUGAUUUAGGUUAUAAGCCGGACGACUUCGCCAUCCUGGUGUUGGCUUGGCGUCUGGACGCAUCCCAGAUGUGCCAGUUUACGAAAUCGGAGUUCAUUCAGGGCCUGCAACAGAUGAACGCUGCCAGCAUCGACGAUGUGAAGGUACGACUGAAGCAGAUAACCGAGAAACUUGAGGACGAUUCGGAGGACUUCAAGCUGCUGUACAGAUUCACAUUCCGAUUCGGGCUCGAGCCAGGCCACCGGAUACUCUCGCUCGACAUGGCCAUCAGUCUGUGGCGGCUAGUGUUUACGGUUCACACGCCGGACAUCCUGCCCCGGUGGUUGCAUUUCCUCGAACAGCAUCAGAACAUCCGGGGCGUCCCGAAGGACACCUGGAAUAUGUUUCUUAACUUUGUGGAGACCUGUGAUAUUACACAGUAUGAUGACACGGAAGCCUGGCCCAGCUUGUUCGACGAUUUCGUCGAAUACGAACAGGAACGCGCGAAGCUGACCAAGAGCGUGACAGAAGACAACCGGGAGGAUGAGAGCAUCGAUGAGGAUGAUAACAACAAUGGCUACAAUUCAUAGUAUUUUGCAAUGACGGCUGCGUUGGUGGGGCUCCGCGUUAAACGAACACGGUCUCUACUUUUCUUUUCUUCCGUUUCUAGACGACGCGCAUAGAGUGUAGAUCUGUUUUGAGUUUCGAAUCGCUACAACUUACGUCUGACUUAACAACGCAUGGAGUUGUUAAUAUUGACUCCCCCAAUUGGUCCUAGACAUCGGGGGGACAAACAAACAUUUAACAACAUUACAAUGGUUAUCAUCUGUUCAAUUUAACGAAUUUUAAAUGCUUAAGGUUACGACUACCCGUAAUAUUGGUUUUUUUUUAAUUACCCCUAUAGAUAUCAAAAUUUAGUAUAAUUAAGUUAUGCUUAAUGACUUAUUAUGUGUGGACCCUGUUAACAAGAAACCGCGUAUAGCUAACCUGCCAGUGACACAAAUGAUGUUCAUAUCAUUGGUGGAUUCAAUCGAACCAUUUUUUGAACCACGUGAAAACAGAAUUUUAUGUACAAGAAGCAUUUCGGCUAUAGAUUAUUGCGGGGACUCCCCUUCCCCGUUUCCACGAGAAACUCAGAAUAUCUUAAUCGAAUUAGCGUAACUUUUUUACAUUUUAGCUCAAAACAAAACGAAAAAAAAAUAAACAAACAAACAAGUAAACGUUCUUUAUUUUUUGGCGUGACAAAAGGAGAUACAAACAAUUGUGUGUUAUAUGUCUUUGUUGGAAAACAGCUGAAAUUAUAUUUAGAAAACAGAAUCGUAUAGGCUAAAUUUGAAUAUCUAGCGAAGCUCUAUUUAAGAUAAUUCUAGUGAAAUGAAAUAAAACAAACAAAAAAUAGUGCA
Toxorhynchites rutilus septentrionalis is the source of this 2260-nucleotide messenger RNA. It is a transcript of the gene SCCRO3, whose product is annotated as DCN1-like protein 3. Gene Ontology annotation, molecular function: cullin family protein binding; ubiquitin conjugating enzyme binding; ubiquitin-like protein binding. Gene Ontology annotation, cellular component: ubiquitin ligase complex. NCBI's taxonomy places the organism in Eukaryota, Metazoa, Arthropoda, Insecta, Diptera, Culicidae. The transcript has 4 exons. The record is from RefSeq and is a predicted model, not a curated record. Bases 506 to 1447 code for a protein of 313 amino acids. Gene Ontology annotation, biological process: protein neddylation; positive regulation of ubiquitin-protein transferase activity.